Molecule: messenger RNA, 1073 nt
Organism: Coregonus clupeaformis (lake whitefish)
Lineage: Eukaryota; Metazoa; Chordata; Actinopteri; Salmoniformes; Salmonidae
Product: enoyl-CoA delta isomerase 1, mitochondrial-like
Exons: 7
Coding region: 64-945 (293 amino acids)
Biological process (GO): fatty acid beta-oxidation
Cellular component (GO): mitochondrion
Molecular function (GO): enoyl-CoA hydratase activity
Source: RefSeq, a predicted model, not a curated record
CUUUGUAAUGCCUCAUCCAAGGCAGAAGACAAGCUGCAGUGUGUGUCAACUUGACGAGGCGAGAUGGCAAAUGCGUUGAGAAAUUCCGCAAAAUUCGCCUUUUCAGGUGUGUUGUCCCAGUUGUCCAGCCACAGUAGAAAUGGGAGUGUGUGUGUGUCACCGUGCUUCUCUCUGCAGCGGAGGAACAACUCUACCUCACCUAAGAUCAAGGUGGAUCUGGACAGCAGUACAGGUGUGGCCGUGUUGAUGAUGCAGAGUCCCCCUGUCAACAGUCUGAGUCUGGAAUUCCUCACUGAGUUCUGUAUCAAUCUGGAGAAACUAGAGAUGGACAAGAGUUGUAGAGGCCUAAUCCUCACCUCGACCCUCUCCAAGGUGUUCUCUGCAGGGCUGGACAUCAUGGAGAUGUAUGGGACAAGUCCGGAGCGCUGUGGAGAGUUCUGGAAGGCUGUUCAGGAGAUGUGGCUCAAACUCUACGGGUCCAACAUGGUUACCAUAGCUGCCAUCAACGGCUCUAGUCCAGCAGGUGGUUGUCUCAUGUCUAUUGGAUGUGACUAUAGGAUCAUGGCUGAUAACCCUCGCUACAGCAUCGGACUCAACGAGACUCAGCUCGGCAUCGUAGCUCCCUUCUGGUUUAAGGACACGUUGGUGAACACGGUUGGUAACCGGACAGCGGAGCUGUCGUUGGAGCUGGGUCAGUUGUACAGCGCUCCUGAGGCCCUGAAGAUCGGCCUGGUGGACCGGCUCGUACCUCAGGACCAGGUCCUCUCCACUGCACAGGACACCAUGUCCAAGUGGCUGGCUAUACCAGACCAUGCCAGGCAGAUCACCAAGUCCAUGAUGAGGAAACAGACCAUUGACAAGCUGCUGUCCAACAGGGAAGCUGACAUCACCAACUUUGUGAGCUUCAUCACUAAAGACUCCAUCCAGAGGUCCCUCCGCAUGUAGCUGGAGAUGCUCAAGAGUAGAAAGGUCUAGUCUGAGACCCAAACUGCACCCCUAUUCCCCAUAGGGCUUCUAACUGCACCCUAUUCCCCAUAGGGCUUCUAACUGCACCCUAUUCCCCAUAGGGCUUC